This is a messenger RNA of Scaptodrosophila lebanonensis, 522 nucleotides long. RefSeq lists its product as uncharacterized. The transcript has 2 exons. The record is from RefSeq and is a predicted model, not a curated record. The coding region runs from base 97 to 387 and encodes 96 amino acids. Lineage: Eukaryota; Metazoa; Arthropoda; Insecta; Diptera; Drosophilidae.
UCAGAGUUGGAGCAGACGAAAUUUUUGUAAUAGUUCUCCCUUCAUUUUACUAGUUUUUUAUUUAAAUUGUCUUUCGGCCAACCGCAAAUUUUGCCGAUGUCUUCGCAAAUGCAGUCAAUGGCCGCGAGUGGCAAUAAGGGCGACAAGGACGAGAUGAGCGUCGUGGUGGGUGCGAUGAGUGCCGCUGGUGUGGUGUCCAUACAGCCAACCGAGAGCGAUUUCGCCCUGGAGCUGAAGUCGGCCCCCAAACAGACAUGCAUACCGAUGAACCAACGCCGUCUGGUCAACUCUGAGACAAGUGUCAAUCAGCGCUCGCUGGAUUUCGAUAUGCCGGACAAGUCCUGGUCUGUGUUAUAUUUUGGCGCCAAGGAGAAGCCCUUCGAAUAGAAUUGGAAACGGGCGGGGCCGGAAGAAUUUUAACUGAGACCAAUGACCUUCUGGGUGCGGCAGAAGACAAACAAAGUAAGGGACGGUGGUUAACUAUUAGAAGUUGUGGCGAAUAAAGCAGCUGUUUGAAAAUUA